This is a messenger RNA of Monopterus albus (swamp eel), 1595 nucleotides long. RefSeq names its product coagulation factor III, tissue factor a (gene f3a). Gene Ontology annotation, cellular component: plasma membrane. The record is from RefSeq and is a predicted model, not a curated record. Bases 184 to 1050 code for a protein of 288 amino acids. Gene Ontology annotation, biological process: blood coagulation; cytokine-mediated signaling pathway. The transcript is spliced from 6 exons. NCBI's taxonomy places the organism in Eukaryota, Metazoa, Chordata, Actinopteri, Synbranchiformes, Synbranchidae. Gene Ontology annotation, molecular function: protein binding; cytokine receptor activity.
UUUGUAGUCAGACUGAAGCGCGACGAAAGGUUCAAGUCCUGCGCGUUCGUGAAACGAGACGAAAGGUUCAAGUCCUGCGCGUCUUUGUGCGCUAACAGUACGAGAGAGAAGGGACUGAGUCUGUUACAUUUUACGCACACUUUUCAUUUGGAUUACUUUAGCUGAGAAGGACCCUAAACCGAGAUGGAAAUAGAAAGACUCCCAGCAGUUCUCUUUAUUGUCUUCUUUCUCUCCACACACUGGGCCUCAGGCUCCUAUCCCCGAGCACAGAAUGUCACUUGGAAAUCCACCAACUUUAAAACCAUCUUGACCUGGGAACCUAAACCGUCAGCCAAUUACUCGUACACUGUGGAGUUCUCGGCGGUUGGCAGGGACAGCGAGAGGACCCCUCACUGCAUUCGCUCUUCCACAACAGUGUGCGAUCUGUCCAGCUCUCUGACUGACCUGAAUGCCUACUACACAGCUGAUGUCCUGUCUGAACCCCCGAUGGGGGCCAGCUCUGACCUCACUGAGUUCCCCUACACCAGCUCGCCACGGUUUUGCCCCUACAAAGAAACUAAUAUAAGCAGCCCUGACUUCAAGCUGGUGGUGAGCAAGGACAAAAAGAAGACCACCCUGCAUGUGACUGACCCACUCACCGCACUGUUUAAAGAUGGCCGUCAACUAAACAUUAGGGAUAUCUUCUCUGACCAACUGCAGUAUAAAGUCACCUAUCGGAAAAAUAAGAGCACAGGCAAGAAAGAGCACAAAUCUAAGAUCAGUGUGAUAGAGCUGACUGAUCUGGAUCAAGGGGUGAGCUACUGCUUCAGCGUACAGGCUUUCAUCCCCAGCCGCAGCAUCGACAAGCAGCUGGGAGAGAUGAGCCAGACCCAGUGCUCCAACGACGACAACCAGUCCAUCUUUGAAAUGUAUUCAGUGGGUGUGAUUGUUGGAGCCAUCUUCUUCAUCCUGCUGCUUAUUGGCAUCAUCAUCGCCAUUGCAGUGUUCUGCUACAGGCGCAGGACGGCGGCUCAGGGAAGUGGGAAAGAAGUGUCACGCCAGGUCAUUUAGUGAGUUCUCCAUCACACACGCGCACGUCAGUGACAGAACAUGUGGUACACCUGACCUGGACCGAGGCCUGUAAAGAGAGGAGGACAUUGCUACAGCAGUCCAUCGAUCCACUGUCAAACACUGGAAUCAAUUCUUCUUUUAGUUUCUGUGAAACUGCCCCUAAAAUUUUAGAUGUUUCUUUGUCAUUUCAUUUCUUUGCUGCAGGAAACACUGACCUAACACUCUUAGUCACGCUUUAGUUGCCCUGCUGAAGCUGCAGUCGUCCUGUCUUGAAUUUUAUACUUGGUGUGUGGUACCUCUACUGUAGAUAAACACUACCAACUGAUCUUAUUUAUUUCAUUUUGCAGUUAACUUUCUAACUUGAAAUGAAUAUCAUGGGGAUGUGUGGGACUGGUGAAAGCAACACUUAAUGGUAAAAUCAUAUUUUUGUAUGAGUCUUAAUUUAUUGUUAAAUUGAAAAUAACAUUUGUAUAUGAUGCUGUUUUAUACUUGAUUGCUGCAGAUGAUUUUGUUAUAUAGUGAAAAACCAAUAAAUAUUUUACAGA